AUUUUCCAGUACUUGUUUCUUAUAUUAAAGUUCUUUUCUUCUUAUAUCAUACAGUUCUGUUGCAAUUUGAUGAUAAAGAUGAAAUAAUGAACUGUCCUUAAAUCUCUGCAGCCACAUGAACUCCGCCAAGUAGUCUGGUAUAAGCUCCUGAUUUGUUGAAACUUGAAUUUAUUUUAGCCCGCUGCCGCAUCGCUUCUACAUGAUUUGUAGUGGUACUGGUGACUGGGUCAACAAGAUUGUAGGUGUUGUUCACAAUCAGAUGUUGAUAGCCUAUGUUUCCUAUUUGGUGGUAUGCUUGCCACAUGUCCGAAUAGACAAUUGAGCCAGGCACUACCCACGUUUGAAUAAUUGGUAAUAGGGUCACAGCAUCCCUUCAAGGAACCAGGAACCCCUUUUUGUUGACCUCGUCAUAGCCUCCAAAGAACAAAUUUUGUGGAAGAAUUCUGCCGCGAUUGUACUUUCUUUUGGAGAACAGCCUCUUGUUGAUCUUGACGACUCGGCCAGGUUCUCCAAUUUGCUGAGGGUUGUUAAGAAAGUGCUCCACACAGACAUUGCGUCAGAAUUGUUCCCAGUCCACCACUGUUUGCUCACUUUUGAUAUCCAGUUCUUUUAAGUUCAGCUUUUGGGACAGGCCUGUCCUUCCGUCCACAGUCUAGGAUCCAAAAAUAUGUUAGAGCUAUUGUUUGCAAUAACUUGAGCCUCGAUAAAAACUACCCUUCCUCAAGUUUUAUCUUCUCCGACAUUGUGGGCACUGCCAUGUCAUUCCAUCUAGGGAUCUAUUGAGGGCCCCCUUGAUACAUUCUAUGUGGUAGUUCUCAUACAACAUCCUUCGCCCAAGAAGCCCACUCUGCCUCCAUCAAGCAAUGGUGUCAGGAUGUUCUCUGUGAACUGUCAGCAUAUCCCAAAUAAUGUGAUUGAGUCGAACUCAUUGAAAUUGGACACAAAUCUUGCCAUUUUCUUACUGGUAUUUCCGCCGACAGUUCUCCAAAGUGACCUGCUAUUAGUUGCGAAUGCACUUAUAACUUGUGUGCAAUUGUUGCUAAUUUUAGCACCAGACAAGCCAACACACCCCAGUGAUUAACACAUAGGUGCUAGUGGUUUGAAACACUAUCCAUUUAAUUGCUCUGGAAUCGGGGAAUCAGGUAAUUAGCGAAUAUUGAAACCAGUAAGCCAAUUUACCAGUGUUAUACCUUGCAUGAAACGUCUUUGCAUAAAUACUUUAUCUCUAAGACCAAAACACGCAACAGUGCAAUACAUUUGGUUAGAUUUCAAGAUAUACCAAAACUCCAGCCAAAUAAGGAAAAUUAGAAUGCAUCCAUGGCUACUGCCCUUCCAACAGCGAGGCACCUUAAAUCAUAUAUAACUCAUCAGUCGAGAAUGGUGUUUCCCUGAUCUUAGGAAAUUGGGGAAAGUCACCCCAAAUUAUAAAUCUGGACCAAAAACUGAUCUAGCAGCACCGAGAAGGACAAGUCUCACUACAAACACUACAAAGUUUCAAAGAGCCUAGUCUGGAUAAGGUUAAAAUAUCAAGUUGUUUACUGUUGAAAUACGAAAAUGUGCAAAAAAGGUGAUUUCAUGGAUAAAGUCACAUUCAAGUCACAUUCAAUUAACUUUAAACAAUCUUUUGGUGUUACAAAACUUGUAAAUGGCUUUGAAAAAAGCAAACAUUUAGUGAACUAAAGCUUUUCGUCUGACACUCUUCAGAGUUUAAAACGUCAGAACAUAGAUCGAAAACUCUACGCUAAGAAAUAUAUAUACCCAGUUUUGGAUCGAAAUAGGCUAAUCAGAAACACGAGCACAUGACUGUAAAGGUUGACCAAUCAGUGCCGCUUGCCUAUUAGAAUGUUAACAGUGGAGUCCUAAGGUGAAAACGAACUCCUUUUGUCUACACAGUAGCGAUUUUUUCGUGCUUAUGUAGAUAGAUUCUAAAACUGCUAGGUGGAACGACAAUCGGGCUUUACCAAUAAUCCGAAACAUGUUGCCAUUAUAGUUUUUUGCACAAUCUGGGUUUUCUAGCAAAUGCUGCCCGAUAGCAGAAUCGCAGGUUUUAGUAGUAAUUUUGGAUUUGCAAGACCGAGGUGGCUGUUCUCUUUGGGGAUGUGUUUUUUUUCUAAUAUUAGAUGGAACGUGUUGUUUUAUCAUAUCCUCCAAUCUUUGGGUGGUGCGUCCUACGUAGCCAGAAUCACACUGGCACGUAAAUUCAUAAACAACAGAACUUUUUUUGUGGCAGGAACGCAGUCGGCCUUUUUUGUACUGUAAAAAACACGUGGGUUAACCGCGAAGAAACCGCUGAGGUACACAAAUGAGGUGCAGAGGUACACAAAUGAAGAGAUUGAGGAUCUCAACGCAUUGGUUAAGCUUAGAGGUAAGCCGAAUCGGCCAGGUUCUCUUUAUCCUUUCUCAGUUUAUGUUUCACUAAUCGGGUUGCACCUAAAUUCAUCACCGCUUGUAUUUCUAAUUCUGGUGUUAGACACAGCCCAACCAUUGAGCGCGCUUUUCUACAAGAUGAAAUUCAGAAAACUAGAACUAAUAUUCUGAAUCUAAAACGUUUAUACACACGCCAAUGGUCUAAAACGCGUCUGUUUCUCACAUUCUUUGAUAAUUUUCGACUUUGCCGCUACUUUCCUGAAAUUGACCAGCGGAAGCUAAAACAGACUACAGAAAAACAUGAUAGGAACAUUGGCAUGCUAGUUAGGAAAAGUUUUGGCGGCUUGAUGAGUGAUUCAAAAAAACAUAUUUUUAAUUUGUCGGACUUUUCUCUCUCUGAAACCGAAACAUUUGUCUUAGGUAAUGGUCUUGAAUUUUGUAUCCCACCACAACAAAUAAACAGAGAGGAACUUUUUGCUGAAUUCGAAAUUUUACACGCUAUUUGCCAGACACGAUAUUUCUGAUGCUUUGGAAUUUAACAAAUUACGAGCAGGACUAAGCGAUUUGGGGUACGCUUACAGUGGCUCUCCCAUUGACCACUCAGAUUUUCUUUUGCAUAGAGAACAUAUUCAAGCAUUAAAAUCUCUACGGUCUAAUAAUGUCAUCUUUAUUACUAAGCCUGAUAAAGGGUCAGGAGUGGUUAUUUUGAACAAAAAGGACUAGAUCCAAAAAAUGGAGAAUAUUCUCCUCGACAAAGAAAAGUUCGAAAAAUUGGGUGACGUCGAAACACAGGAUAAUACGGGCAAGCUUUAGCGGAAACUUCGAAAACGCCUUUUGGAGCUGGUUAACUCAAAAGUGUUGACCAACAAAGUUUAUGAUAGGAUAAGACCCACAGGUUCACAACGUCCACAAAUGUAUGGCCUCCCUAAAAUACACAAGCCGAAUGUCCCACUUAGACCCAUUUUGUCUAUGAUUGGCUCAGCACAACACGAACUGGCUAAGUGGCUUUCUGAAGUUUUGGACCCUGUUCUUCAAAAAUAUUCAAAACAUUGUACCAAGGACUCUUUUACGUUCGCUGAGUUCAUGCAAAACUUGAACAUCGAAAACGAAACAUCUUUCAUGUGUUCUUUCGACAUUAGCAGUUUUUUCACUAAUGUCCCUUUGAAUGAGACCAUCAAAAUAUGUGCCAACGCUUUGUACCGGAGCGAGCUUAAUAGCCCACCAUUCCCAGAGGAAGUAUUCAUUGAACUGACGGAAACUGCAACACGUUCAGUUGAAUUCAGCUUUAACAAUGAAAUGCACCAACAAAAGGAUGGUGUCGCUAUGGGUAGCCUACUGGAACCGGCCUUGGCCAAUAUCUUUGUUGGCUUUCAUGAAGAGCGUUUGUUUGACUGCGACCAAAAGCCAGGUGUCUAUUUUCGGUAUGUGGACGACACAUAUACUAUUUUCAAAACAGAGGCUGAGUGUGAUAUUUUCCUAAAACGCCUUAAUGGUCUUCACACAGCCCUACAUUUUACAUUUGAAAAGGAAGAAAAUAACUCCUUGCCAUUUCUGGAUGUUCUGGUUGAAAAAUCUGACACUGGUUUUCUCACCAGUGUACACCGUAAACCCACAUUUUCGGGGUUAUACACUCGAUGGAGUUUGUUUUGCCCAAAACAAAGAAAAAUCAGCCUCAUCGAAACGCUUACACAUAGGGCACUGAUGAUUUGUUCCAAGUCUAAACUCGACUCAGAACUUGAAAAGCUAACUAAAAUUUUUCUGGAGAACGGCUAUCCAGAAGAUGUUAUUUCAGUUUACAUUAAGGAGAAGAUAGAAAAUUUUUCGGCUGACGUAAAAUUUGGUCCUCAAAAGUGCCUGGUCUAUCUAAAACUACCCUGGAUCGGUAACUGCUCCCUACGUUUUCAAAGCCAAAUAAAACAGGCCAUAACAAAUUGUUUCUUCGCGGUUAACCCAUGUGUUGUUUACAGUACAAAAAGGCCCUUCCGUUCAUUCAAAAGGACUGCGUUCCUGCCACAAAAAAAAAAUUCUGUUGUUUAUGAAUUUACAUGCCAGUGUGAUUCUGGCUACGUAGGACGCACCACCCAAAGAUUGGAGGAUAGCAUAAAACAACACAUUCCAUCUUAUAUUAGAAACAAAACACAUCCCCAAAGAGAACAGCCACCUCGGUCUUGCAAAUCCAAAAUUACUACCAAAACCUGCGAUUCUGCUAUCAGGCAGCAUUUGCUAGAAAACCCAGAUUGUUCAAAAAACUAUAAUGGCGACAUGUUUCGGAUUAUUGGUAAAGCCCAGUCGUCGUUCCACCUAGCAGUUUUAGAAUCUAUCUACAUAAGCACGAAAAAACCGCUACUGUGUAUACAAAAGGAGUUUGUUUUCACCUUAGGACUCCACUGGUAACAUUCUAAUAGGCAAGCGGCACUGAUUGGUCAACCUUUACAGUCAUGUGCUCGUGUUUCUGAUUGGCCUAUUUUGAUCCACAACUGGUAAAUAUAUUUCUUAGCGUAGAGUUGUUGAUCUGACGUUUGACGUUUUAAACUCUGAAGAGUGUCAGACGAAAAGCUUUAGUUUACUAAAUGUUUGCUUUUUUCAAAGCCAUUUUCAAUUAACUUUGUUCAAGAGAAUGCAGAGGCCACAAAAGUAAGUGUAUGAUGCUUCAUCAAAGGACCUGACUUACUUGACUUAAUUCGAGUUUCCUCGAACAUCUUUAACCAGUUUCUUCCAUUCUUCUCUGUUUUCCAUCACGCAUUUGAUGUUGGUGCAAUCCAGUCCAGUAUCAUUUAACAGUUGGUCCAUAUAGGUGAUACAGGGUCUUCCUGGUUUCUGCUGGCUCUGUGUUGGUUGCCAGAGAAGCAGUUUGUCUUUUCUUCUCCAACAAUGUCCGACAAAACGUAAUCGCCUCUCUUGUAACACAAUUGACACUUUUGAGAGAUUUUCAUAUAAUCUUUGAUUUCAUAUAAUUUAUGCAUCUAAACAAUGUCUGACGUUUUAAACUCUGAAGAGUGUCAGACGAAAACCUUUAGUUUACUAAAUGGUUGCUUUUUUCAAAGCCAUUUUCAAUUAACUUUGUUCAAGAGAAUGCAGAGGCCACAAAAGUAAGUGUAUGAUGCUUCAUCAAAGGACCUGACUUACUUGAGUUAAUUCGAGUUUCCUCGAACAUCUUUAACCAGUUUCUUCCAUUCUUCUCUGUUUUCCAUCACGCGUUUGAUGUUGUUGCAAUCCAGUCCAGUAUCAUUUAACAGUUGGUCCAUAUAGGUGAUACAGGGUCUUCCUGGUUUCUGCUGGCUCUGUGUUGGUUGCCAGAGAAGCAGUUUGGAGAUCAGUUUGUCUUUUCUUCUCCAACAAUGUCCGACAAAACGUAAUCGCCUCUCUUGUAACACAAUUGACACUUUUGAGAGAUUUUCAUAUAAUUGCUAGUUAGUCUUGUGGUCUUUCCAUGACACCCCAAGAACAGAUCUCAGCAUUUUCGUGUAAGUACCAUCAAGACGAUCUCUCAUUUUUUUGUCAUCUUCCAGGUUUCAGUGCCAUAAAACAACACUUUCAACAGUUGACUGGAAGAACUUUAUCUUGAGAUCAUCAUUUAAAUUUGAAACCCAUAUAGAUCGGAAAGAAGAAAAACAGGUAACUCACUUAAUAAUUGUUUACAUGUAGGCCCACCAUUCACACCUUUGUUAUUUGAUAUAUUGUUAAGGUUUAGGGAGUUUGAAGUACCUAAGGUAGCAGAUAUUGAACAUUUGUUGUACAUUAGGUUGUUUACUGCAGCAUUAAUGGUGGGCCUGCACGUCUGCUGUUCGGUUGCUGAAGAGCAAGCUAGUCGGUUGCUGAAGAGCAAGCUAGUCGGUUGCUGAAGAGCAAGCUAGUCGGUUGCUGAAGAAGGGCCAGGGUGAGGUUAUUCUGACACCUCCAUUUAUGCCAUAAACAGAAGCUGUUCAUUCUUACUGGUGUCACCCAGAUCAGAGAGCAUCACCUCUUCUGUUUCGAAUUCCUUUUUCAAGAAUUUUAAGGAUUUUUCUACGGUGGCAAUUUUAGCCUCCGCAGACAUAAGGUGGCCUUUCAUUUUCACAAUUUCUUUUUGUUGUCUUUCCAUAUUUUAACCUUUUCUUUCAGGUCCUGGUUUAAACAUUUAAUCAUCAGUCUUAGUCUGUUUAUCUGCAUGGCAGUGUUUGAAAAAAUGUGGGUUGUGUUGGUUUCCAUCGUGCAAUAAUAAGAACCCAAGGAGGAACUUAAUCAUCUAGAGCUACGACAGGAAAGAAUUUCAAAUUUUGAUGUGACCAAAUCAAUGUAUUGUAAAGGGAAGAAUGAGAUUCAUUCAUAUAUGGAAAUAUGUAAUGUGAUUAGCAUUUUAGUUUAAGGAAAGAGUUGCUUACCGGAAACAUGUUUGAGUUACAAAGUGUCUUGUUUUAGCCCAGAUAAAUGCAAGGCAAAUUAUCUGCUGGUGAAAAGAGAAAAUAGAGUGAAGAAAUGAGAUUCAUUCAAACAUGUGAAAAUGCAUUGGGAAUAGCAUUUUGGUACAAAAAAUUGCUUAUUCUAAAAAUGUUCGAAUUUAAUAUUAAAUUUGGAACGUUUUUUGGUGUAGAGAUAGAAGGUAGACUGGAAAUAAAUAUGAAUUUCGAGAUAAAGAUGAAUAUAAUUAAAAAAGUAUAUACUUAAAGAGACUUACCAAGUUCAGUUUGAAUAAACGUCUUAGAAGCUAUGUUAAAGAAAAAUUGAAAUGUUUGUUCAGUUCUAUCCCUUUAUAUUCUUAUGUAAGAGUGUACAACAUGGUUUCCUUGAUGAUGGAAAUAUUGCUCUCAAGUUUCUUUUUUGCAUUUAGAGCAGUCCAGAUUUCGCCACUUGAUCGUUUGGUGUAUGAUUAACAAACAUAAGUUCUUAUGUAAUCUAGUUGUGGCAAAACCCUUACCUUUAAUUGGAUAAUCAUUACCAUUAAGAGGAGUCAAGAUUUCGCCACUUGGUCGUUUGGUGUAUGCUCUAGGACGACCAGGCUCUGCCAAUUUUCCGAAACAUGUUGUCAUUAUAGAGUUUCGGACAAUCUGGGGUCUCUAAAAGAGGUUGACCAAUGGCAGAAUAACUUGUUUUAACAGUGUUCUAGACCUACAAGUUCGAGGAGGCUGUUCCCUUUGAGGGGCAGUUUUGUUUCUUAUCUUGGAAGGAACAUGCUAUUUUAUCCUAUCCCCCAAUCUUUUGCGUCCUACGUAGCCAGAAUCACACUGGCACGUAAAUUCAUAAAUGACAGAACUUUUUUGGUUGGUAGGAACGCAAUCCUUUUGAAUGGAUGGAAAGGCUCUCCUAGAGCUGUAAACAAUCCAAGUAUUUUAUUUUGUUAAGCUGACUUCUUGCAAUUAGAUAACUACUUCUCUUUUAUAAUCUUAAGAUCACGAAAUUUAUCCUCGACUUCUUUGGAAAUUUGGUCAAAAAACUCUCCUAUUGCAUGCAUGGUCUCGCUGCAGUGAAACUAUUUCUAAAUGCCACAUUUCUGAAUCAUUCACUGGCUUUAUCUUAACAUGAAAAGAUGCCCUAUGUAAUGCAUAUUAAGUGAUGUAAUGGAUGCCCUAUGUAAUGCAUAUUAAGUGAUGUAAUGGAUGCCCUAUGUAAUGGAUAUUCGCACAAGGGAAAUCUUUGCUUUGUCAACUUUAAACUGAAUAAAGAACCUGUGCAAUUCUCAUCAAAUGACAUGACAUUCACCUUACUUGAUGCAACAAUUGAAUUUUUAAGCAGCAAAUUCCGUUUGGAUUAUUAUUAUUAUUACCACUUGUCCCCAGAUACAAGCAAACAGAAACUUUUUGUGAUCUUUGGAUAACUGGUAAGUGGAUAACUGGUAAGUUAGUUAAAGGGCCACUCCAGCCCAAAAUUUUUAUUUCAUAACACGAUGUAAUCAGACCCCCUGAAAACGAAUCUGCAAUUAUUCUUUUCAUAUCUCUUACCGUUUUGUAGUCAUAAGCGUUUGUAAAUUGGUCAUUGAGUUGAAUUGUUUUUCCACUGUGUUAUAAGAGAUCUUCGGAUUGACGUUACAAACAUUUUCGUUGAUUUUGGUGCAAAGUUUGAGUUUGAAAUUGCUGCACUAGUUCGCCUCCACAACCAAGACAGAGAAAUGAUUAGAAAGAUAGAUGAAGUCAAAUCAAGAUGCCAUUCAAUGCUACUAGAGGCAGCUCAACAAGUUUACACACGGCUUCAAAAGAUCACUUCAACGCUCUCAGCUAUCUUCGCCCAUCCCGGAUUUUAAGCCAAUUAGAAAGAGUGCCCUUGGCCCAACUUCCAAUGCUGCAUUCGAUUAAAGAGUGUAUGUCCACGAUUGACUCCCAAUAUAGAAGUAUAUUGCAUGUUAACUGGAGUGAGGAAUCUGUUUUUGCAAAUGGAAUUCCGUCAGAUGUUGUCCAUUUUUGGGUAGGAAUACUGGAAUAUAGCAACCUACUAGGAAAUAGUGCAUUUUGGGAGCUUGCAAAUCAUGCCCUUUCGUGUCUGACAACCCCAAUUAGUAAUGCAGUUGUUAAAGAGGAUAUUAGGUUUAUUUCAACCAAGUUUAACACGCAGAUUUCAAAACUUUUUUCCUUUUUUCGAUACGAUAUCUAGUUCAUGAAAUAUUCGGUUUUAAAUUCGGAAUUUCGCAUACUUCGAUGGCAAAAUUUGAACGCGGUCAGAAAUUUGGCGCCAGAAGUCUGUGACGUCAGAUGUUGGACAGAAUAAGAGUGCUUUGUUGUGUUAGAUUGCCACCUACACGUUAAAGCUUGGUUUCCACUAUGAGUUAACAUGAGUUAAUUUGAGAUAAUUUUGUGAUCUGACAUGGUUUAAAAAUUAUCUCAUAGUGGAAACGGUCAUUAAAAAUUAUCUCAUGAAAAUUAACUCGUGUUAACUCACGUUAUCUCAUGAGCUUGGAAACAAAAUUUUUUGAUUUCAAGCUCAUGAGUUAACUUGAGAUAACAUCUUAUCAAAAGAAGCCAAUGCGUGGUAGGGGAAUGUGCUAUAAUUUGCACUGAGGUUCUUACGCAACGCACUUGCAGUGAGUAUUACUUUAGAUGUUGAAAACAGUUUUCUUUACCAAAAAAAUUAAUUGUGAAAUAAGAGAAACAUUUUCUCAUUUCUAAGAUCCUGUUGCAAGUGGUCGUAUUCACCAAACGCAUAUCUUUUUUUGGUAGACUCUCCGUACCGAAAACCUUGGCGCAGAUCGCGAACAGCACUUCUAGCAAAAAAUAUUUUCCUUCUAAGUAUUCUCAAAAGCAGAAGUAAAAUAAGUUGUUCUUGUAAGACGCCCGCCAUAGCUGCAAGACUCAAAUAAAAUGUGAUUUCUGAAAUUUCAAUACUUAAUUCUAUCUCAAGUGGAAACCGAAUCGGUAACAUGGGUUAAUUUUGAGAUAGCUCGCGUUAUCUCACGCUAUUUCACAGUAUCUCAAGUUAACUUGAAUUUAGACCAUGAGUUAAUUUUCAAUUUAGCUCAGAAUUAUCUCACGUUAACCCAUAGUGGAAACCAAACUUAAGUGCGAAAUGAAAUCCGCUUGCAAUAAUUUCCUGUUGUUUACUUCUGUGACAAAUUAUCAGCUUUUUUGAAUAACUGUUGAAUACGUAUUCAGGAAAUUUCGUAAAGGUAAUUUUUGGAGGAUUUACGUUUGCCAAUAGCUUGCACAAUAAUGUUGUCACGUCCCUCAACUUCUAUACUAAUCUUUGUAUGCAUUAUUAUGUGUGUUAAUUAUUGAGAUUUCCGACUUUUUAAUAAUUGAAAAAACCUUUCGAGUUCACAAAAGUAUAAAAUAGGGGUGUCAGAUGCUUUCAGGCAGUUUUCAGUUCAGAACAUCAGCUCAAAACAACGAGAUUAGAAACAAGAUUUCGAAUUCAAAUCAAUAAGUAUGCAAGAACAAGAAUCUACAAGGCCGACAAACAAAAAAGUGAGACGUGGGGGGGCAAUAUUGCGUUGCCGGAUUAUCAAAUGGGGAGAGGUGUACAAACAGUAUUUUGACGUCAGGUAUUAGUAUGCACCGUUUUCCAAGUAAAAACCUCGAUUUGCGGAGGCAAUGGAUUCGUUUCGUCAGAAGACAUCAUGCCAAUUUCAAUCACCAAGCCUACUCGAUCGGCCCUUACCUGUGCUCAGAUCAUUUUGAGCGCUCUUGCUAUGAAAAACCGUUUGCUUUAGAGCUUCCUGGUUUUGACAGUUCCAAAACGAAGAGGACUUUAAAAAAGGAUGGUAUUCCAACUGUAUUCAACACACGAGGACAAAGCCAGGCAUUUAGUGAAUCGUCUUCAAAGGUGGCAAGAAACAGAAGAACUGUGAGUAUAAAAUAUACCUUUGAGCUUUAUCUAUGUACAGUCUCUAUGAAAAUGACUCUCAUCAUUCUCAGAUUCAAGGUUUACGUAAUUUUUUCAAUAAAGUGUUUUAACAAACUAUAUAUUAGUUUCUUAAAAUUUACCAUUUCCUCAAUUUUAGUUGUUAAGAGGAAUCAAACAGCACGAACACGCUAACAGAAAUGAAUGUGCUUCAGGACAGUUCAAUGAAGAGAUAGAAGAGGUUGAGGUAGGCGAAAAUGCGUUCACAAUUGGAGACUCUUUCACCAUCGGGGAACAGCACAACGAUUCUGAAGAACAUGUAGACGUUGUUCCAUUGCAGUGCCAAGUUCAUCUGACAGGUGCCCCCGUACACACAUGCCCCACAUGCAUAACCCCUCAACCAGAAGAGGUUCAAGGAAAUAUUAGGACACAUACGGCAAUACAGGUGGCAAUGAUGUGCAAGAAAUGACAGCGAAUGGAAAGUUGAUGAAGCAGACAGUUCUCCUAGUGACAUGUCAGAUAAUGAUGGGACUGAUUUUGAUGAUUAUGAUUAUGAUGAUACACAUAAAAAGAGGCAACAAGUGAGGUAAUGCUACAUAUUCUGCUGAGCCAAUUUUUCAUUAGCCAAGCAACAAAUAACAAAAAGUCCUUUUUUCCCUUCCAUAUGUUGUAUAAUAUUUUGACAAAAUUAUCAUUUUUAUGAGAUGUAGGGAAUGUCAGGGAAAUGCAUUAAUAUAUAUCUUUUUUGUAUCUUUAUCGCAGAAUUGACCAAAAUGCAACUCCAGAAAAAGAACCCAAGUUUAUUGUAUUUUAUACAAUGCUACUACAAGUCUUUUCAAUCCUCUGUUUCAAGUGUAAAAAAAAUAAGCCAGGAGUCAGAAUGGAGCAGAAUGGGACAAUGGUAACUGUUUAUCAGAGUUGCAUCGAAUGUGGGAAAGACUGUUGGAAAUGGAGGUCACAACCAUACGUUCUUGGUCGUUAUCCAGCUGGUAACAUCUUGCUUAGUCUCAGCACUCUUACAGCAGGAGCAUCAAUCAACAAACUGCUAUUAAUUUUCAGACACUUCGGCCUUGCCACUUACAGUGCACAUAAUUUUUUCCGUCAUCAAAAAAAGUUUGUUUUCCCUGCAAUUCUCCGUCACUGGGAGCUAUAUAGAGCAUCAUUGCUGACUGAGCUUCAUGGUGUUAAAAACAUUGUCCUAUGUGGCGAUGGUCGACUCGAUGGGGCAUUCAGCAAAAUAUGGCACUUACACGAUGUAUUGUGACAAUAUAAAAAAAAUCAUACACUUUGAAUUGGUUCAGGUAAUGGAAAAAUCAUAAACAAUUUUUUCUAUCAAUCUAAUUUAUUUGUAAGUGACUUAUUACAGAAAGCCCAAACUUAACAAUUUCCUUUCUUUAUUUCGAAAGAUUCGGUACAUGCCACAUGAAAAGAUAGAAACUUAAUUUUUAAAGUAAGUUAAUUAAUAAGAUUGUUUUCAAAUGGAAUCAAAUAUCUAGCAUUAAAAAAUCAUUAACAAGGUCAAAUAUCAAGUCUUGGACCUUAUAAAACUGGAUUGGACUUCAAAUGUGUCUAUUUGUAGACAAAAUUAAAUACUGUUGUUAUAAGUCAUCAAGCAUAAACUUGUAUCUUCAUAUCUGUGUGUUUAAUAACCUGACAUCAAUUUCAACUUUGAAUUAAACUGAUGUACAUUUUCACCCUCUUUAUUUUAUUUCCUGUAUAGUCAAAUGAAUGCAAAGGUAGUUCCAAUAUGGAGUUGCUUGGUGCUAAGCGAUGUUUUGGAUACCUAAAUGAUGCCGGGAUAGAGGUCUCCAAUUUUAUAUCAGACAGACACUGAGUGGCCAAAUGGAUAAGGGAGUCUUUACCACAUGUCUAUCAUUAUUAUGAUAUUUGGCAUGUUGCACGUACCUUAACCAAGAAUGUAACAAUAGCUAGCAAGGAGAGAAAUUGUGAGAUAUUGGGUACCUGGUGUUCAGCAAUCCGCAACCACCUCUACUGGUGUGCAACAUCGACAAAGGAAGGUUUUGGGAAACUCAUUGUGGCAGGCUUUCUCAAAUCACAUCCAGAACAAGCACAACAACCACGAAGACAAACUGUUUCAGAGGUGUGCACAUGGAGAACUAGAUCAUAAACGUAGAUGGAUUCUCAAUGGUUUGUAUCAUUUUGUCAAAUCACUGCAUUUUAUACAAAAUGUAGCCCCUUUCAUAAUUUAAUGGUUUUUUUAAAGAGACGCAAACACCGUUCAUUAAAGAUUCUAAAUGGUCUUGCAUCAAUUUUGAAACCUAAGAAAAUAAACAAUUGUGCUGAUUGUUAAACUUCCCAUAUACUUCUCCUUAACAGCUAACAUAAAAUAAUAGUAUUAAAUAUAUGUAAUUCAACAGGAACUACUGCAUAUGACAAGAUUCAGCCAAUUCUAAUGAAUCAAAGCCUUCUACAAGACAUUGCGAAAUUGUCAUCAAAUGCACAAACCAGCUGUCUUGAGGGUUACCACUCUACACUGAACCAAUGGCACCCAAAAAUGACACAUUACUCCUGGAUUGGCUCUCUGUGCAGUUGGUUAAGUCUGUUCUAAUUAGAGAAGAGGUUGAAAGAGAUGCAGAAGAUGAGGACAGUCCACAAGCAGCCAGUGAAUCUGAUCAGGAUGUGCAGCUUUCAGAUGAGUCAGCUGUUCAAAAGCAACGCGAUUUUGGGUGUCAAGCUGAAUCUCCUUGCAUAUCAUGUACAAAGCUGAAAUCAGUGGAGAAUAAAUUGACGCUAUGGAAGAGAAAGUGGAGGCUGCUGCAGUGGAGACUGAGGUAUCAAAAGAGCAAGCAAGCAUUAAAAGCCAAUCCGCCAAAGAUUGUUUCUGCCACUAAGGAGAUUGAGGAAGAAGAUUUGGACACUGAAGAUGACAUACAUUUCUUUGAAACUGAGGAUGAAAAUGAUGAGGAAUAUGUCAUAGAUAAUGAAACCAGCCCUUAUAUUGACAUAGAAGAUGGUAGAAAUCUACGAGAGCAAUCAAAGUUCAUUGUUUUUCUUUCAAAUCUCCUGCUUUUGUUUACUUUCUGCCCUGCAUGCAAAGCAGACGAUCCGCUCAUUGAAACAAGGCAAAAUGGGACAAUGGUGGAAGUGAAAACAAUCUGCGGAAACAGUAGGUGCAAUAAAAGAGAAAAUGUCUGGAAAGGUCAGCCCUUUUUUGAAAAAACAAAACUGCCUGCUGCCGAUCUUUUGUUGACCUUUGCAGUAGUGACAGCUGGAGCAACAUGGGCAAAAAUUGAGAGAGUGUUUCGCCAUAUGGGAAUAUUCGUAUUUCAACGUCAGUAUUGUAGGACAAGUGGCUUGGGGGGUUUAAUUUCUGAUCGUUUUCUGAAUGUGAAACCUGUUACAAUGUAUGUACUUGAAACCACUCUUUUUUCAAAAAAAUCAUAGGUGUAGAAAAGUGAAAAAAAUUGCAGGACAAGGAAAGGAACAAAACUACUGAAAAGUGUCAAAUUAGGAGAAAUUACUUAUGCAAUAUUAGCUUUCAAAUUCUUCAAAAAAUUAGUUUUCAAAUGACUGUAAUCAAUUUUCAUAGAAAAUUUUAUUGCUAAAGAGUUACAAUAAAUAAAAAAACGAAAUCCCUAUUAUUUCUUGUCACUCGGCUGGUAGAUCUUCGAAUCCUGUGUAUUCUUCAUCUGUGUUGAAUACAUUUCUUUUGGAGAAAUUCGCACAAGCUGGCAAAGGUGUUCUUUUGCUCCCAAUUACCCCAUGCACUAGUCGCGUAAAUUCACGAUAUGCCACAGCACGUAGAAAGCUAGAAAAUGAAAAAAUUCAAACUUUUGAUUUAUAUUUAAUGUGCAAAAAAGAAAAGCUUUGGAACAAUAUAUCAAUUAGGAUAGAUAUAUGUUAUCAAUGUAGACAAAUAACUAUGUUAUCCUUACGCUUUGUUUGACCGCAGCUGCAAAUAUUGCCUUUUUUGCCUGGUUUUGUACCUGGUGGAAGCAAGCCUGAGGGACCACUUUGACAGACAACAUGCUGCAAAUCCACGGUGUAAUGUGAUGCAACUAGGAGGGCUACCAACCUCUGCUUGGACCAAGUCAUCCUCCAAAGUAUUAGUGCAUUCUGGUAUUUCUUUGCAGCAGUAACACUCCAUUGGAUUUUUAAGGAGGCUAACAUCACAGAGCCCACAUUUGCAUCUAUUAUGUUUUAAUAAAGAUUUAUUAAACCCAUUGUUUCAGUGUUUAUGUCUAUGAAUUAAGAAUCUAUUAAGAAUGUAGUAACAAGCUGUAUAUGACUUAAAUUACUUGCUUAAAAUAAAUCUGAUUCGUUUGAGCAUUUGGCUCAGUUGAAUGGUGGUUGGUUUUUGAAGCAGCAACUUGGAGCUCGAUUCUGACCAAAAGAAGUAUUGGCCAGCAUGUAGAAAAAAUUUUCUCACGUCAGCUUAGUUCUCGUUAUUAACAAAUAUAUUUAUUUCUAUGAACCACUUAUAUAUAAAUUAGGCUGGUUCUCUGCAAAUUUCCGUCUUUGCAAGUUCAUUGUGACAGCAUUGAAGCUGUCCUGUCCCUCGCAUGUCCUGUCCCUCGCAUAGAAAUUGGCCUAAGUAAGGCUCCAUUAAUUUAUGUAACUAGAUAAACGGAUACUUGAAAAAAAUUAGGCUGAAUAUUGCUUACCAUUGGUCUAAAGAAAUAGCCAAUUUCAAGCGCUGUUCAAAUUCAUGGUACCUCUUCUGAUCGGAUACCUUUUUAGCUAGAUAGUUUCGCAACCAUUCUUCGUCAGCUAGUGGUUCAUCAGCAUACGGCUCAACCCAGUCGGGAUCACUGAAAUGGUUGGUUUUAGAUGUUGUUGUUGGGCCAGAGAUGUCCAUAUAUUCGACCUCUUCAUCAUAAUUUGAAAGUGAACUGUUUUCCGAACUCUUCUGUGAGGAUUCAGAAUCUGAAUUUGCCAUCCUUGGAAACACUCUGAUUGGCGUUUACACUGUAGCACCAGCGGACUAUGCGAAUGAUUGUUAGUUACGCAACUGUUGUUACGCUGUCGCUGUUGUUACACAGAGAAGAUACAAGGUGCCCACGAGGUGACAACGACAUUAUUUCACAAAUGGCUUUACUCUUAUAACUGCUAGACACUUCUUCACCGUAAGUCAGCCGCACUAUUUCAUCUACGCCUGGUCGUGUCAGCCAGUGGUCGUAUCGACAACGGUGGCCUAGGCCAAGGUAGGCAACGAAACUACGUUAAUCGUAGCAACAAAUUGUUUCCAAUAAUUUCAGAGAAUCAUCAGUUUAAUCAAAAAAAAUCCAUAGCAUACUAAUAAGAAAAUUUUUCCGAAUUCCAAUAACUCAAAAAUGACGAGUGCAGUUUCCAAUAACUCAAAAAUGAUGAGUGCAGUUGCCUUUCCAGAAACCAGCAAUGGGUGUUGUUUUGUGCUACGGAAUCAAUGAAAUUUGGUUCUGUUUUCGACGUCACGAGCCACUACCCAGGCCCCAAGAGACAAGCGCUGUUUUGUGCAAAUUUGAGCCACGUUUGGGGGCGAUUUUACCCUAUUUCUAAAGGCGUGAUGAAAUUUUAAUGGCCAUAUUCGCAAUGAGCAUGUUCUAAUUGUACAUUAAGCCUAUUUUAAGAUUUGACCAUAGUUGCACUUUAAGAAAGUGCCAACGUGUGCAACAGUAUUUGAAUGCCAUUCCUAGCAAAAACACAGCCUACUUUACAUAAAUGUAUAAUUUUUAUUUGUAUCAGUAUCAACAAAAUAAAACUAAACUUCAUUUGUGAGUCAAACAGAAAAUGUAUCCAAAUACCCAACAAAGAACUGUUAUAUUUUUUCCAAGGCAUAUAAUGGCAGUUUCACAUUUCAACGAAAACCUGCACAGGGAAGCACAAAAAGACAAAAAUGGAAAGGAAUAUCUCAAAGUUUCUUAUCCUAAAUAUAAACUUGGCGAAGAAGCAGUAAAAC
Molecule: messenger RNA, 16510 nt
Organism: Rhopilema esculentum
Lineage: Eukaryota; Metazoa; Cnidaria; Scyphozoa; Rhizostomeae; Rhizostomatidae
Source: RefSeq, a predicted model, not a curated record